AUGGAUCACCAAAAAAUUAUGAAGAAGUAUGAAGAUUUUUUAGCUCUAUUUGGCAAAGCAAUGCUGAUACAAAUUUUUGUUUCAUCAUUAUCACUCAUCUUGAUUUGGUUUAUUUUCAUAAUGAUUUUAUCAGGCGAGGAUAGAUUUGUGGCUUCAGAAAUUACAACAAUAAAAAUGGUAUCCCUAAUUCCUUCAUUCUCAUUUCAAAUAUUUAUGGUGUGUUAUUUGUUUGGAAAUCUACACAACCAAAAAGAUUCGAUAAUAUUCGCAUUGUAUAGCAGUAAUUGGACUGAAAUGGAUAUGAAAUGUAAAAAAAUGAUAUUAUUUAUAAUGAAAAUGAAUAAUGCUAAUUACAAAAAAUUAAAAUUAACAAGUACAAAAAUUAUAAACUUGGAAAUGUUUUUUAAAACAAUGGGUAAUUGUUAUACAGUUAUUUCGGUUUUAAUAAAUCAGAUUAAAACAACGAAUGAAUAA
Molecule: messenger RNA, 474 nt
Organism: Rhopalosiphum maidis (corn leaf aphid)
Lineage: Eukaryota; Metazoa; Arthropoda; Insecta; Hemiptera; Aphididae
Product: odorant receptor 46a-like
Exons: 5
Coding region: 1-474 (157 amino acids)
Biological process (GO): detection of chemical stimulus involved in sensory perception of smell; sensory perception of smell
Cellular component (GO): plasma membrane
Molecular function (GO): odorant binding; olfactory receptor activity
Source: RefSeq, a predicted model, not a curated record